Molecule: messenger RNA, 672 nt
Organism: Hydatigera taeniaeformis
Lineage: Eukaryota; Metazoa; Platyhelminthes; Cestoda; Cyclophyllidea; Taeniidae
Source: the annotation of a GenBank genome assembly
AUGCAACAGGAUGAAGCAGAGAGAGUGAAGACCACGGUAGUGAAACCGAUUGUUUUUGGGAAUAUCUCCCGAUACCUGGGUAAGAAACGUGAAGUUGAUGGUCGCACUCACUUGUGGACGGCCUUCCUUCGUCCCCUCGAUCCACGAGAGGAUAUGUCGGUUUACAUUCGACGUGUCCAAUUCAAACUACAUGACAGCUACCCCAAUCCCAUCCGUAUCUUCCACAGACCUCCAUAUGAGGUUACUGAGACCGGUUGGGGAGAGUUUGACAUCGUUAUCAAGGUCACAUUUGUCGAUCAAAAUGUAAAACCACUUGUUAUCACCCAUUUACUAAAAUUGUUCCAUUGCGAUCACGAUAUCAUGAUGGGCCAAAAGAGUCUUGUCAGGGAGAUCUACGACGAGAUGAUCUUUGUUGAUCCACCGCCCACUUUUUACCGGACUCUGGUCAGCCCACCUCGAGGUGAUUCCAGCAGGCUCCCUCCCUUCAACCACGAAACCGACUUCAAUGAAGCUAAACAACAGGCACUGGCACGCAUUGAGGACUUGAAUAAAAAAGUUACAGACGCCAUCACCGCAUAUCGAGAACAGUUGAUCCUUAAAAAGGAUAUUGUUGAAGAAGCCAAGAUUCUGGCUGACGAGAUAGAGGCAUCCUCUAUGGGCUCUCUCAAUUGA